CGCCGUCACAAGCGAGGAAACAGGCAGCCGAGAUCAUGAGAGCACAUGAUCCAUUGAUCAACAAUAAAAGGGACUGCUCAGCAGGUUCUUACUCGAGUAAUACAUACCAAAAUGCCGGGUGCUACAAUCCCUCCCUUCCCUGACGACAUCCCAACUCUCCCGCUCCUCCUCAUCGAAUGGAACAAACUCCUCCUUCCCCACGGGGACCACACCGGCGACGACGAAAGAUCCCGUCUGUACCAAGCCUGUCAUGACCUAGGCUUUUUUUACCUCAAGGGAUUACCAGUCGAUCCAGACCCUAUGUUCGAUCUGGCGGAUCAGUUCUUCGCAUGUUCGCAGGAGGAGAAGGAUCGGUAUGAGAUGGGGACUGAUGGGAAUUAUUUUGGUUAUAAGAAGUCUGGGGCGUAUUUUGUUGAUAAGCAAGGUUCGCCGGAUCGUACAGAGUUCCUCAACAUUUCCAAAGACAAUAUCUUCUGCUCGGGGUCUGUUUCGCGUGAGGAACCACGAGCUGUGGAAGGGCAUCGCCGAUCCGUGAAGACGUUUAUGGAAGGGUGUCAUUCAGUUGCACGCGAGGUCCUUAAGGUGUUGAGUCAGCAGUUGCAGCUGAAAGAGAACUACCUGCUGGAUCUACACAAGUUUGAUGAAGCUAGUGGGGAUCAGGUAAGGCUCACGCAUUCGUUGGCUCCAGUGGAUGAUGACGCCUCUUCUGCACCGAAUGUCGGAGCGCACACUGACUUUGGAUCCGUAACUGUCCUCUUCAACCGCCUCGGUGGUCUCCAAGUUCUCACGCCAAAAGCAGGUGAAUGGAAAUAUGUGAAACCACUUCCCGGCCACGCCAUCAUCAACCUAGGCGAUGCCCUAGUCAAAAUGACAGGAAACCUCCUCCGGUCCAACAUCCACCGCGUCGUCCCCCCACCCGGCCCCCAACGCUCCUCCAACCGCGAAUCUAUCGUUUAUUUCUGCCGUCCCAAUAAUCACAUUCGACUCGCUCCCAUUCCCUCUCCGCUGGUAGCUACAGAACCAAGGGAUACGAAGAGGGUGGAUGAGUAUCCGACGAGUGAGGAGUGGAUUAAGGAGAGGGUUACGAGUAGGUUGCAGAAGAGUUAUAAGGGUGAGGAGUCGUAUGAGAUGACGAAGGGGACUUCAACAGAUUUCAAGUGGUGAG
This is a messenger RNA of Saitoella complicata NRRL Y-17804, 1165 nucleotides long. RefSeq names its product Clavaminate synthase-like protein. Gene Ontology annotation, molecular function: dioxygenase activity. Bases 112 to 1164 code for a protein of 350 amino acids. NCBI's taxonomy places the organism in Eukaryota, Fungi, Ascomycota, Saitoellomycetes, Saitoellales, Saitoellaceae. The transcript is spliced from 6 exons. The record is from RefSeq and is a predicted model, not a curated record.